GAAACCGUCUUGGUAGCAAGAGCAGGGCAAGCAUGACAGCAGGGUCCCCGGGGGAAUGCCCAGUCGUCCUGCUCCUGCUGCUGUGUGCGCUCGGCGCCUCCGUGUCCCAGGGCGGGAAGCUGCUGGUGGUCCCGGUAGACGGCAGCCACUGGCUGAGUUUGGUCGGACCCCUCCAGCCACUGCGGCAGAGGGGACAUGACAUAGUGGUCCUGGCACCUGACGCCUCCGUGUACAUCAAAGAGGAAGCAUUCUACACUUUGAAGAGGUACCCUGUACCAUUCCAAAGGGAGGACUUGGAAGAGACUUUUAUCAGCAUUGGGCGUACUGUUUUUGAGGAUGAUCCUUUCCUGAAGCGCGUGAUCACAACAUACCAGAAAGUCAAAAGGGACUCGGCUCUGCUCUUCUCUGCCUGCUCCCACUUACUGCACAACAAGGAGCUGAUGGCCUCCCUGGCGGCAAGUAGCUUCGAUGCCGUGUUGACAGACCCUUUCCUUCCCUGUGGCCCCAUUGUGGCCCAGUACCUGUCUGUGCCUGCCGUGUUCUUCUUGAAUGGACUGCCUUGCAGCCUGGACUUUCAGGGUACCCAGAGCCCCAGUCCACCAUCCUAUGUGCCCAGGUAUCUGUCAUCUAACUCAGAUCACAUGACCUUCCUGCAGCGGGUAAAAAACAUGUUCAUCAUCUUGACAGAGAAUUUGCUGUGCAAUGUGGUUUAUACCCCGUAUGGGCUACUUGCCUCAGAAAUCCUUCAGAAAGACGUGACUGUUCAGGAUCUCUUGAGCUCUGGGUCUGUCUGGAUUCUCAGAAGUGACUUUGUGUUUAAUUUCCCAAGACCCAUCAUGCCCAACAUAGUUUUUGUUGGUGGGAUCAACUGCGCUCGCAAAAAGCCACUCUCUCAGGAAUUUGAAGCCUAUGUCAAUGCUUCUGGAGAACAUGGAAUUGUGGUUUUCUCUUUGGGCUCAAUGGUCUCAGAGAUUCCGGAGCAGAAAGCUAUGGAAAUUGCUGAUGCUUUGGGCAAAAUACCUCAGACAGUCUUGUGGCGGUACACAGGAACUCCACCACGGAAUCUUGCGAAGAAUACAAAACUUGUUAAGUGGCUGCCCCAAAAUGAUCUGCUUGGUCACCCAAAGACUCGGGCCUUUAUCACACAUUCCGGCUCCCAUGGCAUUUAUGAAGGAAUAUGCAAUGGCGUUCCCAUGGUGAUGAUGCCCUUGUUUGGUGAUCAGAUGGACAAUGCAAAGCGCAUGGAGACCCGGGGAGCUGGAGUGACCUUGAAUGUCCUGGAAAUGAGUUCAAAAGAUUUAGAAAAUGCCCUGAAAGCUGUCAUCAAUGAAAAAAGCUAUAAGGAAAACAUCAUGCGCCUGUCCAGACUUCACAAGGACCGUCCCAUAGAGCCUCUGGACCUGGCUGUGUUCUGGGUGGAGUUUGUGAUGAGGCACAAGGGGGCGCCCCACCUGCGCCCUGCAGCCCAUGACCUCACCUGGUACCAGUACCACUCUCUGGAUGUGAUUGGCUUCCUCCUGGCGAUCGCACUGACAGUCAUCUUCAUCACCUUUAAGGCCUGUGCCUUCGCCUUCCGGAAGUGCUUUGGGAAGAAGGAGCAAGCGAAGAAAUCUCAUAAAUCCAAGACACACUGAGAACUGAGUUGGAAACUCUAGAGAAAGGUUAAAUUCAUGUUAUGCUUACUCAGGAACUGCUUUGCCAGAAAAUGACGCCCCAGAGUGCGUUUUGAAAAAUAAAAGUGAUCCAAUCCCUAGUCACAAACACAGGUAGAGAGAUUUGAGUCUCUUUGCUGCUCCCUCCAGUACUUUAACCUGGACUUCACUUGUCAUCUUUCAGAUGACUUAAGAGAACUGGUAGGUCCUUCCUUCAACCUGAUACUUUUCCUACUCAGAAAUGGGACCUGUUUGGGAGCCGCGUCUUCCUUCCCCUGCCCCCAGGAAUGCAUCCAGCAUCUGUAGACACAUUCCCUCACCAAUAACGGCUGGUUCUAAAUUAUGCUUAUGCUUCAGAGAUGUCCCUGUGCAUCUAAAUAAGGAGAUGUCUCUUCCUUGUCCUUAAUGUGCUAUGAAUGAAUGGUAUAGAGUUCUUCUAAGACAGUGUAUGAUUUCUGACUUUAGUGGGGAAAGAAUGAUGUAUAAAAUUGGUGGGUGAUGUGCCUGAGUAGAUGAUCAUUGCUUCUGCCAAACAGAUCUGAAUUUGAAAGAUGCCUAAAUUAUAGUGACUGGAAAGUAUAUUUUUUCUGAUGUGAUAACUAAAAAUGCAUUAAUAAAUUUAUGUUAAUUAUA
Messenger RNA from Odocoileus virginianus texanus, 2285 nucleotides. Its product is annotated as UDP-glucuronosyltransferase 1A1-like. Gene Ontology annotation, molecular function: UDP-glycosyltransferase activity. The record is from RefSeq and is a predicted model, not a curated record. Lineage: Eukaryota; Metazoa; Chordata; Mammalia; Artiodactyla; Cervidae.